AUGAGUUCACCUGCAGCCGCCAACCCAGCGGGGUCCAUAUCGCGAGAGGGAAAGAAGAGGAAGGGCGUACGAAAGGUCUUGUAUAACGUAAAGACCGUUUUCAAAUGGAGUGCUCGAACUAAGAAGGGGGCUCCACCAACCGCACCUGUAGCCGCGGUCGUGAGCCAACCUGCUGCGCCUUCGAAACCGCAGUAUGAAGGUGCCACCAAGAUUCCUCGGAUACAGAUUCAUGAGGAGCGUGCGAAGAAACUCGGCACUAGGUUUGGCUUGGAAAUAAAACCAAGUGAAUGGCAUUCUACCGAAGGAGAUGUGCUCCGAAUUGAGAAGUCAGUCCGCAUGCGAAUUCACCGGGAGUGUCAUCAAUGCCAUUCUGCGUUCGCUGCUGGCGAUGAGUGUCCUAGUUGUAAGCACAAGCGUUGUAAAUUGUGUACUCGGCACCCUGUCAAGCUGCGCACGGAGGAAGAGAAACAGGCUGUACGAGAAAAGAGGGAGGCAGCCAUCCGAAGGAACAAGCAGAAUGCUCCUAUUAUCCCUAGCUACGAUUAUACGGAGAAAGUUGUCUUGAAGCGUCCCCGUAAGACAGGGCAGGAUCUGGUCUACAAGGGCAAGGCCCGCGUGCGUGUCAGAAGGCAUUGCCACGAGUGUAAUAACCUGAUCACCGGCCAUGCCAAGCAAGCAAGAGUUUGCGACAAUUGCGGCCACAAACGCUGUGCCGACUGCCCGAGAGAGCCGAAUGACAAGAACAAGUAUCCAUAUGGAUAUCCUAAUGACGAACCUGGCACAAACUUUAAAGGAGUUCACGCCUGUCACGAAUGUAGGAAGAAGUUUCCGCCAAACUCUGACGAUGGAACCGAAUGUCGCAAUUGUUCGCACAAGAAAUGCACCGAUUGCCCACGAGUUAAGCCUAGGAAAGUCGACCCCGAACCAGACCCCGAUAUUAUGGAAACACUCCGACUCCGCGUGGCGGCCCUGUCGACUGCGGAUAGUUAA
This is a messenger RNA of Daldinia childiae, 990 nucleotides long. RefSeq lists its product as uncharacterized. The record is from RefSeq and is a predicted model, not a curated record. The coding region runs from base 1 to 990 and encodes 329 amino acids. The transcript has 3 exons. Lineage: Eukaryota; Fungi; Ascomycota; Sordariomycetes; Xylariales; Hypoxylaceae.